AAGCGAAAGCCUGACGACGUGGGCGAGACACCCGGACCGAUCAAAAAGCUUCGGCUUAGCGGCGAGAGUGUAGAGCUUCAAGUCGGGAAUUUGCUCACGCCCGGUGGUGGGCCGGCUUUAAAGCUUCCGAGACAAGAGGAAGGUGGUGAGGAAGACGAUGAUGUCGCAUCUGAUGGCGAGGACUUCCGGACUUCUUUUGGGGGCGACGCGGACAACUCAGGGACUUUCACAUAUGGCUUGGGCGGCGCAGAUGGUACGGAAUUAUCCGCUUCUGCCCAUCAAGAUGCAGCCAAGGGCGAGACAAACCCCGUUGGCGAUACCCUCGUCGAUGAUAGCGAUCACAGCAACGCCGACCUCUAUGAGAUGCCUUCGCCGAGUCCAAACAAGCAGCCGCCUCAGGCUACCAGCAAUAUCCCCACUCCAGACGCCCCCACUAUUGAGCUGACUUCAGCUACGAAGCGGAAGAUCAGCAUCGAUGACGACGCAGAAGGUUCACCUAGGCCAUCUCAGGUUCCGAGGACUAGGGAGGACCUUGGCCAUGAGCAGACUCUAGCUUUGGAUGACAUGAAUCCGAAGACGGUCGCUGACAAAUCUGCUAUCAUAUUGACACCGGCUACAAAGCGGGUAUUUACCGAAGAUGACGGUGACAUGCCGCCUCGGUCUUCACAGAUGCCACCUAGGUCAUCACGGCU
This is a messenger RNA of Alternaria rosae, 692 nucleotides long. RefSeq lists its product as uncharacterized. NCBI's taxonomy places the organism in Eukaryota, Fungi, Ascomycota, Dothideomycetes, Pleosporales, Pleosporaceae. The record is from RefSeq and is a predicted model, not a curated record. The annotation marks the transcript as partial. The transcript has a single exon.